Molecule: messenger RNA, 591 nt
Organism: Alternaria novae-zelandiae
Lineage: Eukaryota; Fungi; Ascomycota; Dothideomycetes; Pleosporales; Pleosporaceae
Exons: 2
Coding region: 1-591 (196 amino acids)
Source: RefSeq, a predicted model, not a curated record
AUGCUCGCAGCAAUCUCCAUCCCCACACUUCUGCUUCUGGCUAGCGUUGCCGUUGCCCAAGACGAUACACCCUCAGUCGCGACCUCGCCAUUCGUCAGUCCCACGCCCGAGUCUGAAGCACUGUAUACUAUUCAGACUCAGACCGCUACUGAUGAUGUCGACCCAUGGUCGUGCUACAUGGAGUGCGUUCAGCCUCCAUGCCCGGCAUGCACCGGCAGCAUGAUGAGCGUUCCCCCGGUUUCUAUGCCCAGUGUAACGGACGUGUCCGUCAUCCCUCCGGUUUCCAUGCCCACCGUGACGGACGUGUCAAUUCCACCACAGUCUGGCAUCUCCGUCGUCACAACGCCUGUUCCUAUGCCCACUGUAACGGACGUAUCAAUCCCCCCUCAAGACUCCACUGGCGCCAUGUCAAUUCCUGAGGGCGAGACACCCAUCUCUAGCGGCGCUGUUGACACGCCUUCUUCGAGCCUUGGCUCGGCCGCGAGUGCGACUAGCUCUGGUCUACCAGAGCAGACAGAAAACGCUGCCGCAGCGAGGGGUCGCGACAUGCCCGUCGUUGUCGCUAUUGCCGGCGCUCUGGCUUUCUUGUGA